Messenger RNA from Chrysemys picta bellii (western painted turtle), 6435 nucleotides. RefSeq names its product nuclear receptor subfamily 6 group A member 1 (gene NR6A1). Gene Ontology annotation, molecular function: nuclear receptor activity; zinc ion binding; sequence-specific DNA binding. NCBI's taxonomy places the organism in Eukaryota, Metazoa, Chordata, Testudines, Emydidae. Gene Ontology annotation, biological process: regulation of DNA-templated transcription. The record is from RefSeq and is a predicted model, not a curated record. Gene Ontology annotation, cellular component: chromatin.
GGGUCCUGCUGGUGUGGAAUGUUUCAGGAGGUGCCAUGUUUUGGCUUAUCCAGAAAAAAGGCUAGGCUCUUGGGAGGGAGAAGGGGCUCUCGAACCUGAAGAUGAUCUGAAUUGGACCCUCCAGCUCCUGACGUGUUGUUGGGGUUUCAGAAGCUAUUUCAUCUUGAAUGCAUUUUUAUUUCAAGUUCUUGUUAACUGAAUGUUGAAAGGCUCUUAUCUGUGACAUCACAGCUCAUUAGCAUAAAGAUCCUGCCUGGCUUUCUCCAGUGCAAUGUCAGGGAGAUGGGCUGCUCUCUGUUGCAUUGUUGACAUGGCUCUCUAAUCUGGAGAGCAGUGGCAUGAUGCUUUUCUAAAAGCUGCCGGUCUUUGGGGUGGGGUGGGGGAGCGAAGGAAGCAAGAUUCAUACUUUAUGGAAGAUGACCGGGUUGAUCAGCGAACCUGCCUUAUCUGUGGAGACAGAGCUACAGGUCUGCACUAUGGUAUCAUCUCCUGUGAAGGCUGCAAAGGGUUUUUCAAAAGGAGCAUUUGCAACAAGCGGGUUUACAGAUGCAGUCGAGACAAGAACUGUGUCAUGUCCCGCAAACAGCGAAACAGAUGCCAGUAUUGCAGGCUGCUCAAGUGCCUCCAGAUGGGGAUGAAUAGGAAAGCAAUCAGAGAAGAUGGCAUGCCAGGAGGCAGGAACAAAAGUAUUGGACCUGUUCAGAUAUCAGAGGAGGAGAUUGAAAGAAUUAUGUCUGGACAAGAAUUUGAGGGGGAGGCAAACAUCUCUUGGAGUAACAAUGGAGACAGUGACCAUAGUUCUCCUGGGAAUGGCGUUUCUGAGAGCAACCAGCCAUCACCUGUUUCUACUCCGUCUUCAAGUAGGUCUGUGGAGCUGAAUGGAUUCACUGCACUCAGGGAUCAAUAUAUUGGGACUCCAGUGUCCACGCACUAUCAGUACCUACCGCACCUUUUUAACUACUCUGCUCACUCAGCUCUGAUGCCCCCACAGACCCGAAGCCUAGAUCCCCAGUCACAUAGUCUCAUCAAUCAGCUAGUGUCAGCUGAGGACCUGGAACCACUUGGCACUCCAAUGCUUAUUGAAGAUGGGUAUAAAGUGACUCAGGCAGAGCUGUUUGCAUUGCUGUGUCGUCUGGCAGAUGAGUUGCUUUUCAGGCAGAUUGCUUGGAUAAAGAAGCUGCCAUUCUUCUGUGAACUCUCAAUCAAGGACUAUACUUGCCUGCUAAGUUCCACAUGGCAGGAGCUGAUUCUGCUGUCCUCACUAACCGUUUACAGUAAACAGAUCUUUGGUGACCUUGCUGAUGUAACCUCCAAGUACUCUCCCUCUGACGAUGAGCUGCACAGAUUCAGUGAAGAGGGAAUGGAGGUGAUGGAACGGCUGAUCUACCUCUACCGCAAAUUUAACCAAUUGAAGGUCAGCAAUGAGGAGUAUGCAUGUAUGAAAGCCAUUAACUUCCUCAAUCAAGACAUUAGGGGCCUGGCUAAUACAUCCCAACUGGAGCAAUUGAAUAAACGGUAUUGGUACGUGUGCCAGGAUUUUACAGAAUACAAGUACCCACAUCAGCCAAACAGGUUUCCGGAUCUAAUGAUGUGUUUGCCAGAGAUACGAUACAUUGCAGGAAAAAUGGUGAAUGUUCCUCUGGAGCAGCUGCCCCUCCUUUUUAAAGCCGUUCUGCAUUCCUGCAAGACAAGCGUGAGCAAAGAGUGAGCCUUCAUUGCCCCGAACCCAUGCCUUACUCUGGUGCUUCUGGUGGGGAACUGGCUCAUGUGAAGAGAGAGGGGAGGGAAAACCAUGAUCAAGGCAGUAGGGAGCUGCUGAGACAGGGCGUCAGGUAGCCCUGUCAUUGUAGCAAGAAUCUUUUUUUGUUUGUUUUUUUGUUUUUUAAACUCUUUUCCUAUAUAUUUAUUUCACGACAGAGUUGAAUGUAUGAUCUUCAACACAGUGCACAUGGUUCUGUAUGAAUGCAGCAGAUGCAUUCUCUUGCAGUUUACAGAAUGUGAAGAUGUUUAAUGUUACAGUGUUUGUUAGGAUUAGUUCUUUUGUAUUUGGGGGGCUGGGGGCCGAUAUGACUAAGACUACCUCAAUGAGAAGAUGCUGUUCAUGUACUGAUCAUUCCAUGAUUCAUAUCCAAAGUGUUUUCCUGGAGAGCAAACUGCCUCACUCCACUGGGAGAGCUGUUAACUUCCCAAAUGCUGGAGCGCAUUGGAGGAGUGUGGGCAUUAGAGAAGUGCCAAGCUUCAAAAAAGAUAAGUGGGGGAGAAGGUGGUACACCAAAACCAGAAUUUGGGUACCCCCAGAAUAGCCAACCUGUUUAUUGUUAUAACCAAUCUGUUCUCAUUAAGUGUGGGUCUCCAGGGUGGCUAAGGGAAUACUUGGAGGACACAGAUACAGCCGUGGAUAAAUUAUUGACACAAGCAGUAUUCCAAAACAAGGCACCUUUUAUUGGACAAUUUCUUGACACAGUAACAAUCUAAACACAAAUCCCUUUUAUAACAAGUUAAAGAGCACCUCAAACCACAUUGCCUUAUAGCUUGACACGAUACUGAGUGGAUGCUCCCUGCUUCAGAUGGUCAGUCUGUCAUAGAUAGCUAACAGCCAUUUUUAGAUGUCCAUUAGUUUUUACACGUAUAAAUCCCUUUCACAGUCAACACACACAGUCAAUAUAUCUGUAUUAACCCCCCCACCCACACACACACACACACUAUACUAUGCUAUGCUAUAACUAUACCCGUUACUCUGUCUGACAAACUUACUCAGCUGACGGCACAGUAUCUUUUCCUGUUUUCUUUCUCCCACUCCUCUGCUGCAUCCUUCUCUUCUCCCACUGCUCACUGCUGCUUCUCCUCGUCUCACCCUCACCUCUUUUGCGCCUUCCUCUGCCUUCUCUGCUCACUGCCUUCUCAACCUCUCAACUCUCAGCUGCCACUGACUUUUAUACCCUACUUUGCUAACGGUCACAUGUCAGUCAUUCCAUUUGACCAUUAUUUACCUCAGUGUUAUGAUCUGUCAUUUGUUGUUUACCACCCUCUUUUUCCUGCCAAUUCCUAGUGCUACGUGACCUGCAGCUGUCAGCUAGUGGUGGAGUGACUCUUGCUUAUUCAAAAUGGAAGCCAGGAAUCUAGAGAUUUCAAAAUGGAGUUUCUCUGGAAUCAGAGGGAGAAAUGAAGUCUACUAGUUGACCAAAAAAAAAGUCGUCUUCAGUUUUCAAAUGAAACUCUCAUGGUGUAAAUUGAGUCCCCCUGAAAUUCUGUCACAAGAGAAUUGCAGCAUUCCAAGGCUGAGAAAGGCCCCUAGCCCAUAUUCCCCUUCCCUGGGCAAUGCAGAAUUGUGUUCUCUCUCUCUCUCUCUCUCUCCAACUGAUGCAUGAUUAUUCCCUCACAACUCUCCUACCAAACUGGAAUUGUGUCAUUGUAAUUAAUAACAGGCUUUGAAUGGGGUGGCAGAAAUAAAUCAGGCAGACUGCAAAUCAUUUAAUUAUUGGCUAAAUGCUAUCUCUUAGAAUCACAAACUGGAAAAGCAUUCUGAGAAGCCAGGGCAAUAUAUGUUCUCCAUGGCUAGAUCUGGCCUAGUUUUUAAAUUACUCCAGUGAAGAGGAUUUCCUACUACAGUAGUUACAAGCAAUUCACAUCAGCGAACACUUCAAACCCAGCAGCUUCUAUCCCUCCUGUGGAUAAAAUAAAUAUGACUUCUGAGAAGAGAUUUCAGUAUCCUCUGCUAUUGGGUGUCUGUUGAACCUUGGAGAACAUAUGGGUAUUAACAAAGUCCUGCAUGUACCAUUUUACUGCUUGGAGGGGAGUGUAGUAGGAAAACUUGGCUCUUAGUACAAUUCAUCUAUAUUACUUAGUUCUAAAUCUCACAGAAUUUAGAUGUUCCACCCAGUAACUUCAGUCACUUGCAUUACAUCAAAAAUACUUUAAUUGCUGCUGUUUGAUUAACAUGUAUUACUGUCCAUUAAGCCUCAGUGUCCUCCUUGACUUCCUGUAUCCACAUGAUUGCUAGCUGGGGUCGAGUUUCUUUCCCUGUUUCCAUCAUUCAUAGAUCUAUGAAAUCUCACUCAUUCUAACAGGCAGCCAUGUUCCCUUUGCUGAAUUUUCUGCUGGGACCCUUAGUUGUGAAUCUGUUUUGAGUGGUUACAUUAGGCUGAUUGAGACAUUUUUGAAUGUUAAAGAACCUGCUAUUUUUAAACUACCUCGAGUUCUUCAGGAAACAACUUCUGCUCUUCUGGGUUGGGAGAAAACAUCCUUACAUCCUUGCCAUCCUCUGUCCAGUCAUGACCCAUCAUAGUGUAUGGCACAAAUUAAAUGUGGUCAGGAGAAGCAGUCUUUUCUUCUGAACAAGCACCUGCUUGCCACUGAAGUACUGUACCUGCUAGUGGGUAGAAAUGAAUUGAGUGAACAGCAGAAGCAUAUCAUUCAGUCCCACCCCAAAUGCUACCUACAGACUAGUGUAAUAGCAGCCCAACAGCCAUUGGAACUUGCUAGCUUGGCACAUCUCUAGGUUAGUCAACAGUUACUCUGUACAAUAAGUGCAAAUGGGUCCUGCCUGCAAGAGAUGACUACUCCAUCCAAAACCAUCUCAGCAGAGACAAGCUGUUGACUAACCCUGUAGACCAAAGGCAGUGUUGCUCUCUUUAAUUCUGCUUUGUGAAUCUUCCCACUUGAUUUUUUUCCUUGCUUUAGGUAGUCCACUAGCUGCUGAUAUACACUUUCCUAAAAUAAGAUGUUACGGGUAACAGCUGCUGGGAUCAGCAGAAUUCCACUUUUAUAUCGCUUGACGAAUCCAAAGUUAGUUUCAUGAAUCUCAUUUGCUUUCUGUUUAUAAAAUGAGACAAGCACAUAUUUCUCAGGAAAGCCUUCUGCAUACAGUAUAUACCUCAAGUAUACAUGGGAAGAUUUUAGUGUAUCUGUUUAUUUCUAAGUUAGGAAGUAUUGCCAGCUUUAACUUUCAUUUUCAAAUAAUUCCACAUGCUACUUGUAUUACGGGUUAUUUUCUGGCUUGCUUACACAUUUCAGGAAUAGUUUAACUGCACAGAAGUAAUCUUAUUCCACAGUUAUUAGAUGAUUAAUUAUUGAUGAAUAAGAGUUCGUUUUAAUUAGAAGAUCUCUAUGCUAAAAUUAGAAAACUUGUUUUUGCCAAACACCUGACAAAAACAUCUGUUUUGUACUCGGUCCAAAAUUGACUCCCCAGGAAAAUGCUGCGCAAGCAAAUAUUUAAUAAACUUGAUGGGGGUGGAGGGAGGGGAUGUGCUACUACUUGCAACUGUGUAAACCAUUUUGAUAAAUGUUGAUUGGCAGCAGUAUCUGUGAACAAACCCCCUUGUAUCGCAGUGAGCAUAAAAGCUGUGUUAAAUUCACAAGCAAGAACGAGACUAACAUACCGAACCAGAACCUAACUCGCUGGACAGUCAUUAAUGUCUUCUGCACCAGGUCCUCUAAUGACUUGUGUUUUUUAAACAGGGUAAAGUGAAUGUGUUGCAUUGCAAACUCAGGUAUUAUGAUGAGAAGAUAGGAAUGUAGCUAGAAAUGUAGCGACAUUAGGUCAGUCACUAGAUGUAUUUGUGAAUUUGGUUUGAAGGACAUCCUACAAAAGUUGGAAUUGUUUGUCCCAAUCUUCACAUAACAUUCGGUUUACAGGGAACCAUAUUUUAUUUGUGCUUAAUGCUAGUUGGGUGGGGAUUAUCUUUGGUAUCUGCUGUUGCUUAUCUGGCCUUCUGUCAUAGAAGACAAUAAUCAUUUUUGGUGGAAUUUUCUGCCAAGACAAGUCAAUAUUUAUCUCCGGUUUGAAAGAUAACUCAAUUGACCCCAUCCUUUCCCUCAUAGUAUUUGUGCAAAUGUAAAUCUGAAGAGUUUUUUUUAAUCCAAACAGAUUUUUGGAUACAAAUUUGAAGUGCAUAUGCUCAUAUAUUCAGAGGGGGCUCAGUUCACAAAUGAACACAUUUAAAAUUGUAAUCUGCUCCAGGAAACUCUCUAGGUUUUGAGUAUCAUCUCUUGCUAAUUACUGCAUUGCCAAGAAACUGCUACUAUCAGCGAAUGGUGUUACUCCGUUAGCUCAAGUGGCAAGGCCACUGCUUUCAGUGCUGAAGGUACUGGACUUAAAUGCCAAUGACCUGGCACCACAGGCCAUGAUUAAAAGCCCGCUGAAGUCAGUUGGAAUCUUUCCAUUGGCCCUCAGGGCUGUGAAUAAGGCCAUAGAAGCACGACUUGAGCUGAAAGAGUAAAUUUUUACUCCAUUAGCUUUAGCAGUAGUAGGCUUUUAUCCUCUGUGGGGACCAGCAACUAGAAGGGGACAUAACUCACAAGCCAAGUGUGUCAUGCCAGCAAGAAGCUCAAAGCCAGUUAUAUCUAUAAAUUGUUAAUUCCAUAAACACCAGGGACUUAGGCCCCUCCCCCUUGGUGAGAACCCAAUCAGGUUUACACUCAGCAGCACCAAUUCAA